Morone saxatilis (striped sea-bass) is the source of this 1973-nucleotide messenger RNA. It is a transcript of the gene stx11b.1, whose product is annotated as syntaxin 11b, tandem duplicate 1. Gene Ontology annotation, molecular function: SNARE binding; SNAP receptor activity. NCBI's taxonomy places the organism in Eukaryota, Metazoa, Chordata, Actinopteri, Moronidae. The transcript is spliced from 2 exons. The record is from RefSeq and is a predicted model, not a curated record. Gene Ontology annotation, cellular component: presynaptic active zone membrane; synaptic vesicle; endomembrane system. Gene Ontology annotation, biological process: synaptic vesicle fusion to presynaptic active zone membrane; intracellular protein transport; exocytosis. Bases 521 to 1417 code for a protein of 298 amino acids.
UCGGUUGUACCUGCUCCAGGACUGUCAGGUAUCACUGCCAUCAAAACUAACCCUUCCACAGUGGCUGCUGUUUAAAUGACAGAGACACAAUGGCUGGUGAUUGACGAGUGUCAUAAAUAUUUAGACCUUUGGGCCUCCAUUUUCAUUUUCCUAACAGUCAGUUUUAUUCUUUAGGGUUCAGAUUGGCUCUCACUCGGUUCAUACACAGCAGCUGCUCACACCUCGUCUUAUCCGAUUGACGCUCUUGAGGUGCAGCGUCACUGCAAACCGACCUGGCUUCAUUCCUCAGGUCGCAUCAUUACAGUCCCAUGGCGUGGCGCAAUGCUUCUCUCUAACAAAACCACAGUUGAAUACCAGUUCUGGCUCUAAAGAUAGGUGCAUUACUCACGUAGGGCCCUUUUGUUUCAGCCCGUAGCAGUCGACUUUAGAAACUGUAGGAUGGUGCUGUGGCACCGAGGCCACCUUCACAUUAUAGGAUAAGGUUUGAUUUCUGUGGAGAUCAGAGUACAACGGCCCAACCAUGAGGGACAGACUGAGCAACCUGCAGGAAAUGUCUAAUGGCCAUGUGGAGCCAAUGGAAUAUGCAGAGUCGACUGUCUCCGAGUCCUUCAGCAACGUGGACCUAGAGGACGAGUUGGCCCAUGAAGCAGUAGUGUUCGACAACAGCCCUGCUCUGGAGGGGGUCUUUUCCCAGUCGCAAGACAUCCACAGAGAGAUCCAGCUCAUCCGCCUGGAGGUUAAAAGGCUUCGAGAGCAGAACUCUCGCAUUCUCAAGGGCGUCACCACCAUGAGCACUAUCAAAAGGGACUCCAACGCCAUUGGUGCUGAUAUAAAGACUCGGGCUGAGGGUGUGCUAGCACACCUGCAGGAAAUGGACGGCAGAGCCCGCAAGCUAGAAGAAGAAUGUGGCUCGAAUUCUGCCAUCACACGUAUCGCCAGAACCCAAUACGCUUGCCUCAGCAAUGGUUUCCGUGACGCCAUGUUUGACUAUAACGAGGCUGAGAUGAGCCACCGGGAGAACUGUAAAGCCCAGAUCCGGAGGCAAAUGGAGAUAGUGGGACGUGAGAUGACAGGGGAGGAGGUGGAGGAGAUGAUUGAGACAGGUCAGUGGAACAUCUUCAAUGACAACGUUGUGAGUGAGGGUAAAACGGCCCGAUCAGCUCUGUCCAAGAUCGAGAAACGUCACCAAGAGCUGGUGGACCUCGAGGCUCGUAUCAAUGGCAUCCAUGAGAUUUUCCUGGACAUCGCCAUGCUGGUGGAAGACCAGGGCACCAUGCUGACCUCCAUCCAAACCAACGUUCAGAAAACUGAUGAAGACAUACAAUUGGCCCUGGUCAAACUUGGCAAGGCCAAACGUCAUGACAAAAAAAACCCCUUUAAAAGGAUGUUUUGCAGCUGUUUCCCAUGCUACAAUUAAUGAGUUUAUAGUCUAGAGAUUGGUAAAGGGAUGGAGAGAUACGCAAUCUUCUGUUCAGACAAAGGGAAGUGGGAAAUGUAUUUUUUCCACCUUCUAUUAGUACACUGUAUUAUCACAAAGCAUUUAACAUGCCCAUUGCACCACAUUUUUUCCAGGAAGUAAAAUAAAGUUUUGAUUGAAAGUUUAAAAAAAUCUAUUGUCUAUACUGAGAGAUAGAAAUGCUUGGGUAAAACAUUUUAAAAUCGUAUUGAAGUGAUGCCAUUCAUGUCUGUAAUGUCUGAAUGAAAGGUUUGAGACUGGUAUCUCAAAUCAGAAUAAAUCCCCCUGUGACUGAGAUGUAAUGCAGACCUGAAACUAAUAGUAUUUGAAAAUAACGUUCAUGCUCCGUUUUUAUAGCCUGUCUCAGUUUCCAUGUAAUGUUUAUUCUCUUAAAAUUGCAGGAAAUUGAGUUACAUGUUUGUGCUGACAUAAAGGUUCCCAAUACAGUAAACUGCUUAAGGACAUAAACCCUAAAGAAAUGUUGUUAUAUCCAAAUUCAAUAAACAAUUCAAUAUUA